AUGCCUCCACAGAUUGCGUCAUACUUCAUAUCCUUUCAACAACUCACCCUUUCACUUACUUCUCUCCCAUUCCUGCUCUACAAUUCCAUUUUGAUCCGGGGACCGAAGAGGAACAUACGAUUUAUAAAGGCCGAUCGGAUCGAGGAGUUCUCCGUUUUGGGUAAAACAGAGGAGAUCGCUUCCCUUCGUCUUCCGUAUGUAGACCUAGCAGUAUUGCACGCGAAGGAGGACGCCGCUGUCAGGAAAGCGGAGGGUGAAGCGGAAAGAAUAGGAGUCGGGGUAACUGCAGAGGCUCAAGACAUAUUCUUUGCCCUUUGUAAAACGUGA
Closterium sp. Naga37s-1 is the source of this 327-nucleotide messenger RNA. NCBI's taxonomy places the organism in Eukaryota, Viridiplantae, Streptophyta, Zygnematophyceae, Desmidiales, Closteriaceae. The record is from the annotation of a GenBank genome assembly.